Messenger RNA from Acanthisitta chloris (rifleman), 2998 nucleotides. RefSeq names its product tolloid-like protein 1. The transcript is spliced from 20 exons. The annotation marks the transcript as partial. The record is from RefSeq and is a predicted model, not a curated record. Gene Ontology annotation, molecular function: calcium ion binding; zinc ion binding; metalloendopeptidase activity. Gene Ontology annotation, biological process: proteolysis. Lineage: Eukaryota; Metazoa; Chordata; Aves; Passeriformes; Acanthisittidae.
CUGUCUUUUGGGGAGAUAUUGCCUUAGAUGAUGAAGACUUAAAAAUCUUUCAAAUUGACAGGACGAUUGACCUUACGCAGCACUCCAACGAACGACUUGGCCAUAACACAGGUGGCUUUGGAGAGCAUGGAAUGUCAAAAAACCGUGGUGCCCUCUAUCAGCUUAUAGAGAGAAUAAGAAGAUUUGGCUCUGGUUUUGAGCAAAAUAAUACAUCUAAAGGAAGAACUACUGUAAAAUUCUCGGGGAAAAAUGAGAAAAACCGUUUUCCCAGAGCUGCUACAUCACGAACAGAAAGAAUAUGGCCAGGGGGUGUCAUUCCAUAUGUAAUAGGUGGAAAUUUCACUGGCACCCAGCGCGCCAUGUUCAAACAGGCUAUGCGGCACUGGGAAAAGUACACGUGUGUUACAUUUAUUGAACGAAGCGAUGAAGAAAGCUAUAUUGUAUUUACAUACAGACCAUGUGGGUGCUGUUCUUAUGUGGGUCGAAGGGGAAAUGGACCUCAGGCUAUAUCUAUUGGCAAGAACUGUGAUAAAUUUGGCAUAGUUGUCCAUGAGUUGGGUCAUGUGAUAGGUUUUUGGCAUGAACAUACCCGACCAGACCGUGAUGACCAUGUUACCAUCAUUAGAGAAAACAUCCAGCCUGGUCAGGAAUAUAACUUCUUGAAGAUGGAGCCUGGAGAGGUGAAUUCCCUUGGGGAACCAUAUGACUUUGACAGCAUUAUGCACUAUGCCAGGAACACCUUCUCAAGGGGCAUGUUUCUGGAUACCAUUCUCCCUUCCCGUGAUGAUAAUGGUAUACGACCUGCCAUUGGCCAACGUACUCGUCUAAGUAAAGGAGAUAUUGCACAGGCAAGAAAGCUGUAUAGAUGUCCAGCCUGUGGAGAAACACUGCAGGAAUCUACAGGCAACUUUUCUUCUCCUGGAUUUCCAAAUGGUUAUCCUUCCUACACACACUGCAUAUGGAGAAUCUCUGUGACCCCAGGAGAGAAGAUUGUUUUAAACUUCACCACCAUGGACCUUUACAAGAGCAGUCUCUGUUGGUACGACUAUAUUGAAGUAAGAGAUGGCUACUGGAGAAAAUCCCCUCUGCUUGGCAGGUUUUGUGGUGACAAACUGCCAGAAGUCCUCGCAUCCUCAGACAGCAGGAUGUGGAUCGAGUUCCGCAGCAGCAGCAACUGGGUUGGGAAAGGUUUUGCAGCAAUUUAUGAAGCUAUCUGUGGAGGUGAAAUCCACAAAAACGAAGGCCAGAUCCAGUCUCCCAAUUAUCCUGAUGACUACAGGCCAAUGAAGGAAUGUGUGUGGAAAAUAACAGUGUCAGAAAACUACAAUGUAGGAUUAACCUUUCAAGCAUUUGAGAUUGAAAGACAUGACAACUGUGCAUAUGACUACUUAGAAAUUCGAGAUGGAACAAAUGAGAACAGUCCUUUAAUUGGUCACUUUUGUGGCUAUGACAAGCCAGAAGACAUUAGAUCUACCUCUAAUACCCUGUGGAUGAAGUUUGUUUCUGAUGGAACUGUUAACAAAGCAGGGUUUGCAGCUAACUUUUUUAAAGAGGAAGAUGAAUGUGCCAAACCUGACAAUGGUGGCUGUGAGCAGCGCUGUGUGAAUACUCUGGGCAGUUACCAGUGCGCCUGUGAUCCUGGCUAUGAACUUGGUCCUGACAAAAAGAGUUGUGAAGCUGCUUGCGGGGGACUCCUGACAAAGCUAAAUGGGACUAUUACCACACCAGGGUGGCCCAAAGAGUAUCCUCCAAACAAAAACUGUGUGUGGCAGGUGGUUGCCCCAACGCAAUACCGAAUUUCAAUGAAGUUUGAGUUUUUCGAGUUAGAAGGGAAUGAAGUUUGCAAAUACGAUUAUGUGGAGAUUCGCAGUGGCCUUUCUUCUGAUUCUAAGCUACAUGGUAAAUUCUGCGGUACAGAAGUGCCUGAAGUUAUAACCUCUCAGUACAACAACAUGCGAAUUGAGUUUCGAUCUGACAACACUGUGUCAAAAAAAGGCUUCAAGGCACACUUCUUCUCAGACAAGGAUGAGUGUUCAAAGGACAAUGGUGGCUGCCAGCAUGAGUGCAUCAACACAGUAGGAAGCUAUGUUUGCCAGUGCAGAAAUGGAUUUGUGCUACAUGAAAAUAAACAUGACUGCAAGGAAGCUGAGUGUGAACAGAAGAUCCACAGUCCCAACGGUAUCAUCACAAGUCCCAACUGGCCUGACAAGUAUCCCAGCAGAAAGGAGUGCACGUGGGAAAUCAGUGCCACCCCUGGGCAGAGAGUCAAACUGACCUUCAAUGAAUUUGAAAUAGAACAACAUCAAGAAUGUGCUUAUGACCACUUGGAAGUGUUUGAUGGUGAAAGUGAAAAAUCACCAAUCCUGGGACGCUUCUGUGGCAGUAAGAUACCAGAUCCUCUUAUUGCUACUGGAAACAAAAUGUUUCUCCGCUUUAUUUCUGAUGCAUCAGUUCAAAGAAAAGGCUUUCAAGCAACGCACUCUACAGAUUGUGGUGGUCGGUUGAAAGCUGAAACCAAGCCUAAAGAUCUGUACUCGCAUGCUCAGUUUGGCGAUAACAACUACCCGGUUCAGGCAGACUGUGACUGGCUCCUGGUGGCAGAGCGUGGCUAUCGAGUUGAGUUAAUGUUUCAGACUUUUGAGGUUGAAGAAGAGGCAGACUGUGGUUAUGAUUACGUGGAGCUCUUUGAUGGUCAUGAUAAGACAGCUGUGAGACUUGGUCGAUUUUGUGGAUCUGGGCCACCAGAAGAAAUUUUUUCAGCAGGGGAAGCUCUUUUACUUCACUUUCACACUGAUGAUACAAUCAACAAGAAAGGAUUUCAUAUACGAUAUAGAAGUAUAAAAUAUCCAGAUAGUGUGCACACCAAAAAAUAACACAAGAACCUCUAUGCCAGAAAAGGAGAGUGAGAAAGAAAGAACGCACAGUGAAAAGGAAGGAGGGCGUGUCAUUUUUUGAAAAAAAACUCAAGUUAUUAGCACAAAUGUUUUAUGUAAGUUCA